CUCUUUUCCCUGAGGGAUGUUGACUAUGAGCGACCCUAGGUAGGAAGGACUCUCGAGGAGGAGAAUGAGGAAGAGUAACCGCUGGCUGUGACAGUGACAGUUGCUCCUCUCCUCCAUCCCCUCCUUCAACUUCAUCAUCAGCACCAGCAUCAUCAUCACCCGCCUCGGCAACAGCAGCUUCAGCUUCAUCAGAGGCAGAAGGAGUGUCCGUCGAGAGAGUGGAGAACGAAAAACCUAAGCAGCACGCAGCUUUUUUUAAAAAGAAAAAAAAAGAAAAAAGAAAAGGUGCUCCACUUGAGACGGAAGAUGGAGAAAUGGCAGUUGCAGAUGAGCGAAUGUAAGGACCAAGAAAUUCGACAAAAUCUUCUUUUAUGACAAAAACCCGGAUCCGUGCAACAGUAGGAACUAUUUAAGGAACAAAAAGAUUGCCCCAUUUGACGCCCAUACAACAUGGAUAUAUCUUCAUCUUCGCUUCAGUACGGAUCAAAAAAGCGGGUCAAGAUUCACCCCAACACAGUGACGGUGAAAUAUGCCACUCACUUCCCUCAGCCUGGAGAUGAGGGCUAUGACGAUGCACCCUCUUUUGAGGACUUUGGCGCCUUUGCUGAAGCCAAUGUGGGGAAGAGACUGGUGUCAGAUAGCAAAGGUGGCAGGACUUUCUUUGGAACCAUGGAAACCCAACCUAAGCAGCCAAGUGUGCAAAGAGACAAGGGCGUUGAGGGGCAGCUGGCCAGCUUUGGCGAGGCGAAUGUGUUGGCCUCCAGGGUGACCUGGAUGGCCUUGUUUGGGGCAGCAGUAGCUCAUGGCUGUGUGGCAUUGAUUACUCGUUUAGCAGCUGACCGUUCUAAAGUUCCUUCUCUUGAGCUACUAUUCAUCCGCUCGGUGAUCCAAGUGCUGUCCAUCCUGGUGGUCUUCUACUACCACGAAGCCCCCUUUGGCCCCAAGGGCUAUCGACUGCGUCUCUUCUUUUACGGUGUCUGCAACGUAAUCUCAAUCACCUGCGCUUACACAUCCUUUGCCAUAGUACCACCUAGCAAUGGCACUAUCAUGUGGCGUGCCUCCACCACAGUCUUCAGUGCAGUUCUAGCCUUCCUGCUGCUGGAUGAGAGGCUGGGCUAUACUGAUGUAGUCACAGUGGUAGGAAGCGUGUUUGGCUUGUGCCUGGUUAUGGUGCCAAAUGUAGCAGAUGAGGAGAAGUCCAGGCUGGGGUUUUGGAAGGAGGCCUUUGGCUACACAAUGACAGUGAUGGCCGGCAUGACUGCUGCCCUCUCCAUGAUCGUCUACAGGGCCAUUAAGGAGCGGGUCAGCAUGUGGACCGCACUCUUUACCUUCGGCUGGACGGGCACAGUUUGGGGCGCCUCCACCAUGUUUAUCAUGCAGGAGCCCAUCAUUCCUCUGGAUGCGGAGACCUGGGGCUAUUUAAUUGGGAUUUGUAUCUGCUCCACUGUGGCAUUUCUCGGAGUCUACUAUGCUCUAAAUAAGUUUCAUCCAGCCUUAGUGAGCACCGUGCAGCACCUGGAGAUUGUGGUUGCCAUGUUUCUCCAGCUCAUCGUUCUGAGGAUGAUCCCCUCUGUCUAUGACGUCAUCGGGGGCCUAGUCAUCAUGAUUAGUGUGUUUACUCUGACUGGAGUCAAGCUGUACAGGGUGAGCAGAGCCAUUCGGCAGGAUUACCAAGAGAUCCUGGACUCACCCAUCAAAUGAAUUUAGAUGUCAGUCUAAUUGUUUACAAUGUUGCUUGGUUGUACAAUUCAAAGAAUGUCUGGGUCGUCAUCUGAUGAUUUUGUAUUGUUGUGUUGUCAAAUGAGUGCCAGUUGUGUAACUAAUAAAAAAAAUGGUGUCUUAAUAUUUGUGUGGGAAAUAAUAAUAAAAAAAAGGCAGAUAUAACAUGG
Molecule: messenger RNA, 1889 nt
Organism: Maylandia zebra (zebra mbuna)
Lineage: Eukaryota; Metazoa; Chordata; Actinopteri; Cichliformes; Cichlidae
Gene: slc35g2b
Product: solute carrier family 35 member G2b
Cellular component (GO): membrane
Source: RefSeq, a predicted model, not a curated record